Messenger RNA from Aspergillus viridinutans, 987 nucleotides. Its product is annotated as sulfurtransferase. The coding region runs from base 1 to 987 and encodes 328 amino acids. The transcript has a single exon. NCBI's taxonomy places the organism in Eukaryota, Fungi, Ascomycota, Eurotiomycetes, Eurotiales, Aspergillaceae. Gene Ontology annotation, biological process: transsulfuration. Gene Ontology annotation, cellular component: mitochondrion. Gene Ontology annotation, molecular function: thiosulfate-cyanide sulfurtransferase activity. The record is from RefSeq and is a predicted model, not a curated record.
AUGUACUCUGGUCCAAAACAUCGAACCUAUGCCAAACAGCAUGAAAAGCAUAAUGACAAGUCCCUUCCCGAGCAUCCUGGUCUCCCCGGCCGAAUUCCACGCCGCCGUGAACUCACCCACAACCACCCGGCGGAUCAUCCCUGUAGCUGCCGGCCGGCGCGCAGUACACACCCCCGCCUACCAUGCCCAGCAUAUCCCCAACUCCAUGUAUGUCCUCACCUCAACCACCCAGCACCUUCACUUAGUAACAAGCACAGCUUCUUCGACAUGGAUCUCAUCAGAGAUACCACCUCGCCAUACCCCCAGAUGCUCCCCACGGCUUCACACUUCGCAUCCUGCGUAGCAGCCCUAGGGAUCACCAAGGAUGAUGUGCUAGUCAUCUACGACGCCGUAGACGUGGGGAUCUACAGCUCGCCGCGCGUCGCGUGGAUGUUCCGCUUCUUCGGCCACGAGGCCGUGCACGUCCUGAAUAAUUUCCGGGUGUACGUUAGCCAGGGCUACCCCGUUGCCAGCGGGGAGAUGCGGCCCCUCCCGUCUGUAUCUAAGUAUCCUGUUUCUCCGCUGGACAGCGACCGGGUGAUUUCGUUUGAGGAGUUGAGGGAGCUAGUUUUGGCUCGUGAGGAGGAAGUUCAGAUUGUGGAUUCGCGGAUAGCGGGGCGGUUUAGCGGGGAGGAGGACGAGGCGGUGGCUGGGUUGAGCUCGGGGCAUAUGCCGCGGGCGGUUAAUGUGCCGUUGGCGGCGAUGCUGGAGGACGAGUCCAGAACGUUUUUGCCGGUGGAGAAGCUGAAAGAGGUGUUUGAGAGGGCGGGAGUGGAUGGGCGGGCGCCGUUGGUGUUGACGUGCAAUUCGGGGGUGACGGCUGCGGCGCUGGAUUUGGCGCUGGGCGAGACGGGGUUUAGGAAUCCAAGGCGGAUCUACGAUGGGAGUUGGAUGGAGUGGGCGAGGAGGGUGGAUCGGCCGGAGUUGAUUGUUAAGGAUGUGCAUUGA